This is a messenger RNA of Capsella rubella, 231 nucleotides long. RefSeq lists its product as uncharacterized. The record is from RefSeq and is a predicted model, not a curated record. The transcript is spliced from 2 exons. NCBI's taxonomy places the organism in Eukaryota, Viridiplantae, Streptophyta, Magnoliopsida, Brassicales, Brassicaceae. Bases 1 to 231 code for a protein of 76 amino acids.
AUGUACAAAAUCGUGGUUUGCAUACUAAGUUUGAGUUUUAUCCUAUUCUCUGGAUCACUAAACACAGUAUUGGCUCGAGUACAAUAUAGAUCUCACAGUCCAAGGAAUGAAAUAGAAAAUGGGGUUUGGGAUCAAAAGGUCUUCAACGAGAUCAAGAUUGCCGCAGGAGGGAGUAAUUCAAACCAUGCUCCUGGAUGUGCACAUAGUUGUGUACCUAAACCAAGCAAAUGA